Aspergillus niger is the source of this 3645-nucleotide messenger RNA. RefSeq lists its product as uncharacterized. Gene Ontology annotation, biological process: phosphatidic acid biosynthetic process; cell motility; intracellular signal transduction. Gene Ontology annotation, molecular function: D-type glycerophospholipase activity. The coding region runs from base 1 to 3645 and encodes 1214 amino acids. The transcript is spliced from 5 exons. NCBI's taxonomy places the organism in Eukaryota, Fungi, Ascomycota, Eurotiomycetes, Eurotiales, Aspergillaceae. The record is from RefSeq and is a predicted model, not a curated record.
AUGACCCGCCCCGAGGACGACCUGGCCUAUGGCCAGUACUACCAGGACUCCGCCCGGGGAGCCUCUUCCGGAGACUCCUCCAGGGGUCUGAGCGACACUUUUAAGAAGCUGAAGCAGACUUACAAGUCCCACCAGUCGCAACAGGGCUCUUCCCAGCAAUCUCAGCAGUCGCAGCAAUCCCAGUCCGCCAGCUACUACAAUACUUCGAACCAGACCUACCAGUCCCAAGGUCCCUCGCAGUCCCAGCAAUACCAUCCUCAGCAGCAACAACAACAACAGCAGCAACAACCCCAUCCGUCGAAACCGCAGAAGCAGGACAAAUUUUCCGGCUUGUUUGGCAAGCUGGAAGAACUCGGCAAUGAGGUGGCACAGAAACUGGGUACCGCGCUCGACCCCCAGGCGUAUGCCGAGUAUGGCGCUCCAAAGCCGCAGACCGAGAACCGCUUCGGGAGCUUUGCGGCCCCGCGUCAGGGUAACGAGGUCAAGUGGCACGUGGAUGGUUGCGCCUACUUUUAUGCUGUGUCCAAGGCAUUGGAGAGUGCCAAGGAUUAUAUUUGGAUUCUGGACUGGUGGCUCUCUCCGGAACUUUACCUGAGACGACCCCCCGCAAAGCACGAACAGUACCGGCUGGAUCGGAUGCUGUUGGCUGCGGCGCAGCGCGGAGUCCGGGUGAACAUCAUUGUGUACAAGGAGGUGACGCAGGCACUGACCCUCUCCUCACACCACACCAAGCACCAUCUGGAAGACCUCCAUGAAAACAUUGCAGUAUUCCGUCACCCCGAUCACCUGCCCGACCGUCAGGAACUCGAGGCGUCCAUCCAUACGUCUCUCCAGAACUUGUCCCUCGAUGCCGGCAACCUUGCCAAGAUGUCCGAAGACGCCAUCAAGGGCAUCUACGGCAUGCACGAGGAUGUGAUUCUGUACUGGGCUCACCACGAGAAGCUUUGCCUCAUUGAUGGCCGCAUUGCGUUCAUGGGUGGUCUGGAUAUGUGCUUUGGCCGCUGGGACACCAACCAGCAUGAACUGGCCGAUGUUCACGGUCAGGACCUGAACAAGAUUGUCUUCCCCGGUCAGGACUACAACAACGCCCGAGUGAGUGAUUUCCACGACGUUGCCCACUGGGAGCAGAACCAGCUGGACCGCAAGGACACUUCUCGCAUGGGCUGGUCCGAUAUUUCGGUCAGUUUGCACGGCCCGGUCGUCGAGGAUCUGAGGAAGCACUUUGUUCAGCGGUGGAACUUCAUCUAUGACUCCAAGUACCAGUCGCGCAACAACUCGAGAUACGCCAGAUUGGCCCUGUACGGCCGGCCGACCUCAGGCCCCCAGCAGCAGCAAGGGCCCCAACAGGGUGGUCAGGCCCAGAAACCGCCCGCGUCGCCUCAGCCUGGUGCCACUGGGCCUCCCCCACCGAGCUGGCAACAGCAGGCAGCGUCUCCCCAGCCUGGGGCAAAUCCUGGUCCUCCUGCUCCUAGCUGGCAGCAACAGGCAGCUCCGUCGCAGCCUAGCGCCCAGGCACCUAGUUCCAGCAGCUCUUCUACCCCAAGCUGGCAGCAGCAGCAGACCGGAGUUGCCAGCAACACUCAGCCUUCCAGCACUGCCAACCCCGCGACACCUACCUGGCAGCAGCAGGCACCGACACCUCAACAGGGAGGCUACGCAGCCAGUCCUUCCCCCAACCCGAGCAGCCAGGAGAAGCCCAGCUGGCAACAGCAGCCUGCGCAGCCCAGCGGUUACCAACCCCAGGCACAAACCACUGGCAGCCAGGAGAAGCCCAGCUGGCAACAGCAGAGCUCUGAGCCUCCUGCGUACUCGGCCCACCCACAGCAGCACUACACUUACAGUGGUGACUCGUUCCCCCCACCCCCUCCUGGUCCUCCGCCAGCCCAGAACUCUGUGCAGGCGUCUUACCAGGCGUACAACCCCCAGCAGCCGUCGCCUCAGAACCAGACACCCACCCAAGGCCAGAGUCAGACUCCUUACUAUCCGCCUCCCCCGAACCAGGAAGUCCACCACUCGCAAACACGCGGUAUUCACGACGCGCACCAGAGCGGAUAUGGCGACUCUGAGAGGGGCUUCAACCCCCGCCGUCUGCGUGAGAACUUCAUGGACUACGGCAACGUCCUGCGUGGCGAGUUGGCAGGCCAGAUCCAUCAGUACCAGGAUCGGUUCUCCACUCAUGGCCGUCAGGUUAACCAGCCCCGUGGUAACAUGACCUGCCAGAUCGUGCGCAGCUGCUCGAAGUGGAGUAACGGCACUCCGACCGAGCACUCCAUUCAGGAUGCGUAUGCUGCGGUCAUUCGCAACAGUCAGCACUUUAUCUACAUUGAGAACCAGUUCUUCAUCACAGCGACCGGUGACGCGCAGAAGCCGGUGGAGAACAAGAUCGGUGUUGCGAUUGUGGAGCGCAUUCUGCGCGCUGCCCGUGCUGGUGAGAAGUUCAAGAUCAUCGUCGUGAUUCCCUCCGUCCCCUGCUUUGCCGGAGAUUUGAGCGAUGAAUCCACCCUUGGUACCCGCGCCAUCAUGGAAUUCCAGUACAACUGCAUCAACCGCGGAGGCAGCAGCAUCAUGGAGAUGAUUGCCAAGGAGGGAUUCAACCCGAUGGACUACAUCCGGUUCUAUAACCUGCGUAACUACGACCGCAUCAAUGUCAGCGGCCCGCUGAUGCAGGCUGAGCAGAGCAGCGGCGUCAAUUACGAGGAUGCCCGCAAACAGCACGAUGUGACUACCGGCGGCCCUGGUGGUUAUGGUCCUGGUGCUCCGCGGGCAGCUUUCGACACCACCGCGCCUUACCAGCAGUACCAGCAAGCUGCCCAGCAGGUGGGCGGCAAGUCUGGCCAGUGGGAUAGUGUGAGCAGCUGCUACAUGCUCAAUGGCCCUGAUAUUCGCAAUGUGCCCUGGAACGGACCUCCGGAGGCCGAGAUUGAUGCGUUUGUCACCGAGGAACUCUAUGUUCACUCCAAGGUGAUGAUUGCUGACGACCGUGUUGCCAUUGUCGGAUCGGCUAACUUGAACGACCGCUCUCAACUGGGAACUCACGACUCGGAAAUUGCCAUCGUCAUUGAGGACUACACCCCUGUGCAGUCCCGCAUGAACGGCCAGCCUUGGACUGCCAGCCGGUUCGCUACCUCCCUCCGUCGUCAGCUGUUCCGCAAGCACCUGGGACUGCUGCCACCACAGGACAUGGAGCGGCCGGACGGCAACUUCGAGCCAGUGGGCGUUCCCAACACCACCGACUUCGAGUCACCCGAGAGCCAGAUUGUGGCCGAUCCGCUGGCGGAUACGCUGCACAGUAUGUGGAACACGCGGGCUCGGACGAACACGGAGGUGUUCCGCAAGGUCUUCCACUCGGUUCCGGACGACUCGGUGCGCAACUGGGCUACGUACAAGGAGUUCUACGGAUACUACUUCCACAACGCGGACAAGCAGGCGUAUGGCGAGGACGAGUCCAGACCUGCUCGCUACAAGUAUGGGCACGUGGUCCGCGACGACUUCCCUCCGGGCCCGGAGGGUGUCAGGCAAGUCAAAGAACUGCUCAGCCAGGUCAAGGGCACGUUGGUGGAGAUGCCUUUGAUGUUCCUGAUUGAGGAGGAUGUGGCGAAGGAGGGGUUGACGCUGAAUGAGAUUACGGAGCCAAUCUACACUUGA